AUGGCACCCUCUGCAGUGGAAUCGGACAAACAGUCUCCUCCCGGUGACUCACUGGGCUUUCUGCGUGAAAAUGCCAAUGUCCUGAAGACCCAAACCAAUGGAACCGCAACAAUUCCAUCUCCCGAACCAGCGGACCAAUCUGUCCCAGCAAGGACAACAGGCCAUGAAGAACAUCAAUACCUCAAUCUAAUACGAGAGAUCCUGUGCCGUGGCGAACAUCGACCGGACCGAACAGGAACAGGAACUCUCUCACUCUUUGCUCCUCCUCAACUCCGUUUCAGCCUCUCACAACCCGCCCCAACCUCACCGACCGCGGACAGAAUCCCCAUCCUCCCUCUCCUCACCACUAAACGUGUCUUUCUACGUGCCGUUACGACCGAGUUGUUGUGGUUUGUAUCAGGCUGCACAACAUCGAAACCUCUCUCUGACGCAGGCAUCCACAUUUGGGACGGCAAUGGCUCGCGGGAAUUUCUCGACAAGUUGGGAUUCGUUGAUCGCGAGGAAGGAGACCUCGGCCCUGUCUACGGAUUUCAAUGGCGGCACUUUGGUGCAGCAUACGAGGACUGCCAUGCUGACUACUCGGGCAAAGGAGUGGACCAGAUCAAAGAGGUGGUGCGAAAAUUGAAGACCAACCCAUACGACAGGCGGAUUAUCCUGAGCGCGUGGAAUGUAGCCGAUUUGUCUAAGAUGGCAUUGCCGCCGUGCCACAUGUUUGCGCAGUUCUACGUCAGUUACCCUGACGCACCGCGAGGGGAAGCAGCUCUCAAGUCGCUCAGCAAUCCUUCAGACGAGACCAACAGUGCGAAGCAGAAGUCAAAGGGACAUCUAUCUUGUGUCCUAUACCAGCGCUCCUGUGACAUGGGACUCGGGGUCCCCUUCAACAUUGCCUCAUACGCUCUACUAACGCACAUGCUAGCUCACGCGUGCGAUCUUGUGCCGGGAGAGCUGAUCCAUACCAUGGGCGAUGCGCAUGUGUAUCUUGAUCAUAUCGACGCUUUGAGAGAACAGUUACUACGUGAGCCACGUGAGUUCCCGACACUCAACAUCAAACGGGACGAUAGGGGAAGCGGUAACAUGGACGGCUGGAAAGUCGAAGAGUUGGAAGUUGUAGGUUAUAAACCACAUGGAGGGAUAAAGAUGAAGAUGAGUGUAUGA
Molecule: messenger RNA, 1155 nt
Organism: Fonsecaea nubica
Lineage: Eukaryota; Fungi; Ascomycota; Eurotiomycetes; Chaetothyriales; Herpotrichiellaceae
Product: thymidylate synthase
Exons: 1
Coding region: 1-1155 (384 amino acids)
Biological process (GO): dTMP biosynthetic process
Cellular component (GO): cytosol; mitochondrion
Molecular function (GO): thymidylate synthase activity
Source: RefSeq, a predicted model, not a curated record